AUGAACACUCCGGCACAAACGAACAGUAACCGCAAGAUGAACCAACCUGCUGACAUUAAAUACCAAUUUACGAAAACCAAAAUUUGCAGACACUUCCUAGAAAACAGAUGUAUGAAUAAGGACAACUGCAACUAUGCUCAUGUGCUGGAAGAAUUAAGACCUCUACCCAACUUAGAAAAUACCAAGUUGUGCAAAAGCGUUAAGAAAAAAAUCCCCUGCUGUAACCCUAACUGUAAAUAUGCCCAUAGAAUUGAAAAGUUGCAACCGAGUACUGACCUGGCUACCUACAAAACUACUCUCUGUUAUUUCUGGAAAAAGAAAAAAUGUAUGAAUCAGGAUAAGUGCAGAUUUGCUCAUGGUAUUGAAGAAAUUAGACCUUUACGAAUCUCAAAGGAAGGGAAAACCGAAACGGAAUCUCUUCCCCUCUCCGACCUUUAUUCCAGUUUAGGCACACAACACCACGGGCAGAAGGAGAAUCCAACCUUCAGACGAACAAAAGAGGAGGGCAUGUUGCCUGGUAAAAAAUGGGGCAAAAAGUGGGGUCGAAGCGGGGGCAACAUGUGGGGAAGAGAUGCAAGCAGGAGUUGGGGCAGGCGUCAAGGCAAAACGUGGGACAAAGAUGGCCGCCAAGUGUGGGAAGCCCGUAGAGACAUACUGAGGGAAGACCGUAGAAACAACCUAUUCGAAGAGUCCAGUGACAGUAAAUGGAGCAACGAACGAGACAACAAUCGAAGCACCGAGCAGACGGAAGCUCCAAAUGACGAACGGACGAACCAGAGACAGAGACAGAACGUCCUAUUCGAAGAAGAAAGGGUUCCAGAUAUCCUGUCCAACAUACACCUAUUCGAGAACAGCCCAGUGAUGGAAAAUGGUUUAUUCAGGCUGAAUGAUAAUUUUUUAAAUAUGUGUAAUAGAGUGAACCUCGACAUCGACGCGCUUUACGACACCCAGGGAAAGACUUAUUCUAGCGAAUACGAGCAGAAGGAGUCGGAAGAGAACAACAGUUGGGAGGACUCCAUUUUAGAUAUGAACUUUCUGAACUUGGAUUACCUUAACGAUGAGGAAGAAGUUUCAAAACAUGAAUUAUUUCGGGGAAGUGGCCUUGACAUUGAUCUACCGAACCUCCAAGCCCUAAGUAUGAGAGUAAAUGAGGACUCACACAUGCGUAGAAGUUAUGACGAAAAUAUGUGGAGUAAAGAAGAGGAAAUGGUUAACAGAAACUAUGGCGUAAGAGAAGGGAAUCAUCCCGAAAUAAGCCAAAAUAACCAUCAUAAUGUGUUUCUAGAUACAAGUUCAAACGCAUGCGAAAAUGUACGUGUCAAAGGUCCGAGCCGCAAUAACCAACAAAACAUGGAUAAAAGUCAAGGCACAAUUCCCAACCAACCUAACAUCUUCAAUGAGGAAUCGAUCGAAGAUUUAUUUUCAUUUGGUGCUACUUCCUCCGAGCAACUGUUCAGCCACUCUGAAUUUUUUGCCAAAUGGUGUAAAAGUAUAAAAGAUACAAAUUCGAAAAAUUUUAAUAACUUAUGUUUAUUCUAG
Plasmodium coatneyi is the source of this 1539-nucleotide messenger RNA. RefSeq lists its product as uncharacterized. The transcript has a single exon. The record is from RefSeq and is a predicted model, not a curated record. Gene Ontology annotation, molecular function: mRNA binding; metal ion binding. Bases 1 to 1539 code for a protein of 512 amino acids. Lineage: Eukaryota; Apicomplexa; Aconoidasida; Haemosporida; Plasmodiidae.